UGCCGGCUGCUGCUCGCAGGCAUUUCACGCAUCGGGGGAGCCCAGCCCUCCCUGCUGCCCGUGCUCCUACAGUCCUGGCAGUGAAGCUCAUCCUCAACAGCCUCUGGCCACAGGCAGUAAUCCAUAACACCAUGGAGAGCUGGAACACUCUCCUUCUAACUGCUGCUCUUUGCUUUCUCUGUCAAGGCUGCGACGGCUCCGAGGCCGAGCACCGUCUCUACACGGCCCUCUUCGAGAGCUACAACCAGUUCGUACGCCCCGUCAAGAACGUCUCGGACCCCGUCAUCAUCCAGUUCGAGGUGUCCAUGUCGCAGCUGGUGAAGGUGGACGAAGUCAACCAGAUCAUGGAAACCAACUUGUGGCUGAAGCACAUCUGGAAUGAUUACAAGCUUCGGUGGAAUCCAGCAGACUAUGGAGGUGCUGAAUUCAUCCGAGUUCCAUCUGGCCAGAUCUGGAAGCCAGAUAUUGUUUUAUAUAACAAUGCAGUUGGGGAUUUCCAGGUUGAUGACAAGACAAAGGCCCUGUUAAAAUACACGGGUGAUGUGACCUGGAUACCUCCAGCUAUAUUCAAAAGUUCAUGUAAAAUAGAUGUAACCUACUUCCCAUUUGAUUAUCAGAACUGCACCAUGAAGUUUGGUUCCUGGUCUUACGACAAAGCCAAAAUUGACUUAGUUCUAAUUGGCUCUACAAUGAACCUGAAAGAUUACUGGGAGAGCGGAGAAUGGGCUAUAAUUAAAGCUCCUGGGUAUAAACAUGACAUCAAAUACAACUGUUGCGAAGAGAUAUACCCAGACAUCACAUAUUCUCUUUACAUCAGGCGUUUACCUUUAUUUUACACUAUCAAUAUGAUUAUUCCCUGUCUGCUGAUUUCUUUUCUGACUGUAUUAGUUUUCUAUUUGCCCUCAGACUGUGGUGAGAAGGUGACACUCUGCAUAUCAGUGCUUCUCUCUUUAACAGUGUUCCUUCUUGUUAUCACAGAAACCAUACCUUCUACUUCCCUGGUAAUUCCCCUUAUUGGGGAAUACCUCCUUUUCACCAUGAUAUUUGUAACUCUCUCCAUUGUCAUUACAGUAUUUGUACUAAAUGUGCACUACAGAACACCCAAGACACACACAAUGCCCGUGUGGGUGAGAACCAUUUUCUUAAACUUACUUCCCCGGAUCAUGUUCAUGACAAGGCCUGCCAGUGAUGAAGAGAAUAAUCAGAAGCCAAAACCAUUAUUCACUUCUGAGUUUUCAAACUUAAAUUGCAUCAAUGGCUCUGAAACCAAAUGCUGCAAAGAUGGCUUUGCUUGUCAAGAUAUGGCAUGCAGCUGCUGUCAGUAUCAGUGCACGAAGUUCUCGGAUUUCAGUGGCAAUCUCACUAGAAGUUCAAGCUCUGAGUCUGUAGAUCCUAUGCUUUCAUUUUCAGUUCUCUCACCAGAAAUGAGAGAUGCUAUUGAAAGUGUGAAAUACAUUGCAGAAAAUAUGAAAAUGCAGAAUGAAGCAAAAGAGAUUCAGGAUGAUUGGAAAUAUGUUGCCAUGGUAAUUGAUCGUAUUUUUCUAUGGGUUUUCAUCCUGGUAUGUAUUCUAGGAACAGCAGGAUUGUUUUUACAACCUCUGAUGGCUGGAGAUGAAAUGUAAAAAUUAAACACGUUGUGAAAUCAAAUAAAACUGCCAACCAACUCUGCAUUCCUCUCCCAGCACCUCACAUCUCUUCCAUGCAGUAGAACAAGGAUCCCUCUUGGCUUCAACUUCACUUUAUGAAGGCAUAUUUGUUCAAAAUGCAGAAAAAGGAAUUAUUUGGAAACUUUAUGACCGCUGAUCUCAAAGUAAUACAAGCUAUGCUUUACAGCUACUUCCCACAAUAGAAGAUGGAGGCAGCAUGUUAAACUUUAUAGGAAUGGUUUAAGAAGGGGUUAAUAAAGAAAUGGAAAAUUAGAUGAGUAUUUGGAAAGUCAAGAUGAGUUGAAUGCUUUGGGCUGUUAGGUUUGUUUGUAGUCUGGUCCCAAGCUUCUUCAGAGCAUGCCAGGAUCUUCUGGAAGGAGUUCACAGUGAGUUCCAUGAACACCCUCCCAAGGACAGAAGGGUGGGAAGCACCAAUUCCAAAUGGCUGGAGUGCAGACAUUGCCACCUGCUGUACAAACUGACCCACACAGUGGCAAGAAAGGACUCAGGAGGGGUUUAGUACAAAAGGAGAACAAAUAGGUAAAUAAUAGAUGAUGGUAAUAAAGCAACCAUAAAGUAAACUCUGUGUUUCCCCAGACUGCAAUGUAUGUGAAGGCUGUCAGGAAAAAAAGUGCUCAAACCUAAUGAUGUUUAGAAUUGUGUACAAAUAAAACACACAAUAAGACAGUCUGCAAGUGAUGUAAAGGAUCAAAACACUUGGACAGGAUAGUUUGGAUACAGAGGCAUCCUGCUGUAGUGAAGUGUUUUAUGCCAAGGUAAGGCAGGUAGACAAAAAUAGUCCUGUAAAAUGUGCUAAAAUUGUUGCUUAGGCAUAUAUAUCUUCUCUUUUUUUUUUUUAAUCAGUAACUGCAGAUUAUUUAAGAGUAUGAAUAAAGAAUGUAACAAAAC
Molecule: messenger RNA, 2555 nt
Organism: Onychostruthus taczanowskii (white-rumped snowfinch)
Lineage: Eukaryota; Metazoa; Chordata; Aves; Passeriformes; Passeridae
Gene: CHRNA3
Product: cholinergic receptor nicotinic alpha 3 subunit
Exons: 6
Coding region: 132-1622 (496 amino acids)
Biological process (GO): nervous system process; chemical synaptic transmission; regulation of membrane potential
Cellular component (GO): neuron projection; synapse; postsynaptic membrane
Molecular function (GO): transmembrane signaling receptor activity; acetylcholine-gated monoatomic cation-selective channel activity
Source: RefSeq, a predicted model, not a curated record